GCUAUGGCGGUGGUGGAUUACAGCCAGGUCUAGCACCUGUUAUUCCUCAGACUGGCCUACCUGGAGGUGGGCUGGGACCUGGUGCCGGAAAAGGAAAGGCUCCAAAAGGAGGAGUACCAGGUGUGGGGUGUGCCUGGACUUUACCAAGGUGGCCAGGUGCCAGGACAAGGGUUUGGUGGUCGUGGAGUGUUGCCCGGUGUGGCCACUGGGAACGGACUCAAUCCCAAAUCAUUGCCAGGUGGAGGACAGCAGGGACCAGGAGGCUCGGGUCGUGUUGGUUAUGGAGGACCAAUGCAGCCAGGAGUAUUCCAUGGAUACCCACUCAAAACACCCAAAACACAAGGUGGCUAUGGAGCAAAAGUUGGAGGAGCUGGAGGCAAACUUCCAUUUGGAUAUGGAGGCUUUGGUGGUGGUGGUGGAGCAGGCCUUCCUGGUGGAAAAGGUGGUCCUGGAUCCAAGCCUGGAUACCCCAUUGGAACUGGUGUUGGGACAGGAGGUCUUAACCCGGCCCAGGCUCAGGCUAAAGCUGCUAAAUAUGGUGCUGGUCCUGGUUUGGGUGGUGUGCCUGGUGCAGGUGGAGCUUACCCUGGAGCAGGAGGAGCUUACCCUGGAGCAGGAGGAGCUUACCCUGGAGGAGUCCCAGGAGGUGCGGGUGGGGUCCCAGGUCUUGGAUCAGUAGCAGGAGGAGCAGGAGGAGUACCUGGAUGGUUACCCGCAGGAGCUGGAGGAUAUAACCCUGCUGCGGCCAAAGCUGCUAAAUAUGGAGUUCCAGGGGGUGCAGGUGCAGGCCUAGGAGCUGGAGGAUUUGGUGGGGUACCAGGAGGAGGAGGAGGGGGUGUACCUGGGGCCGGAGGACUCCCAGGAGGAGGUGCAGGCAGGCUCCCAGGUGCUGGCUCAGUCGCAGGAGGAGCAGGAGGAGUACCUGGGGCUGGAGGAUAUAAUCCUGCUGCGGCCAAAGCCGCUAAAUAUGGAGUUCCAGGAGGAGCAGGUGCAGGGUUAGGAGGAGCUGGAGGCUAUGGAGCGGGAGCCAGGCCUCCCUAUUACGGUGUUCCAGGGGGUGCUGGAUUUGGGGGAGCAGGAGCUUUUCCAGGGUCUGGAGGAUUCAACCCUGCCGCCGCCGCCAAAGCUGCUAAAUAUGGGGUCCCAGGAGGUACAGGGGCAGGCCUAGGAGCUGGAGGUCUUGGAGGAACAGGAGGGGUACCAGCAGGAGGAGCUGGGGCUGGAGGUGUCCCCGGAGGUGCAGGAGCAGGCCUAGGAGCAGGAGGAGUACCAGGAGGAGGAGCAGGGGGGGUACCUGGGGCUGGAGGAUAUAAUCCUGCUGCAGCCAAAGCAGCUAAAUAUGGAGUUCCAGGAGGUACAGGAGCAAGCCUAGGAGCUGGAGGACUUGGAGGAGGAUAUGGAGGAGCAGGAGGGGCUGGGGCUGGAGGAUAUAACCCUGCUGCGGCCAAAGCUGCUAAAUAUGGAGUUCCCGGAGGUGCAGGAGCAGGCCUAGGAGCUGGGGGAGCAGGAGGAGUACCAGGAGGAGGAGCAGGGGGUGUACCUGGGGCUGGAGGAUAUUAUCCCGCUGCGGCCAAAGCUGCUAAAUAUGGAGUUCCAGGAGGCCUAGGAACAGGCUUAGGAGGAGGAGGACUUGGAGGAGUACAGGGAGGAGUACCUGGAGGAGGAGCAGGGGGUGUACCUGGGGCUGGAGGAUAUAAUCCUGCUGCAGCCAAAGCUGCUAAAUAUGGUCAGGGGGCUGCUGGUGGGCCAGGGGGUGGAUAUGGUGGCGUGCCUGCUGGAGGAUAUCCCAGGCCUGGGGGCUAUGGGGGGUAUGGAGGGGCAGGAGCUGGAGGGUAUAAUCCUGCUGUGGCCAAAGCUGCUAAAUAUGUCCCAGGAGCUGGAGGAGCAGGCCUAGGAGCUGGAGGAGCAGGCCUAGGAGGAGCAGGAGGAGUACCAGGGCCUGGGGCUGGACCAGGAUAUGGAGGCUAUGGAGGAUAUGGAGGGGUACCAGCAGGAGGGGCUGCUGCUGCGGCCAAAGCUGCUAAAUAUGGAGUACCAGGAGGUGCAGGAGCAGGCCUUGGAGCUGGAGGACUUGGAGGAGCAGGAGGAGUACCAGGGGCUGGAGGAUAUAACCCUGCAGUGGCCAAAGCGGCUAAAUAUGGAGUCCCCGGAGGUGCAGGAGCAGGCAUAAGAGCUGGAGGAACAGGAGGAUUACCAGGAGGAGGAGCAGGGGGUGUACCUGGGGCUGGAGGAUAUAAUCCCGCUGCAGCCAAAGCUGCUAAAUAUGGAGUCCCAGGAGGUGUAGGAACAGGCCUAGGAGCAGGAGGACUUGGAGGAGGAGGACAGGGAGGAGUACCUGGACAAGUAGGAGCUGGAGGAUAUGAUCCCGCAGCCAAAGCUGCUAAAUAUGGUAUGCCAAGUGGGGCGGGCAUCGGUGGAGAAGGUGUGCCAGCACCUAUAGCGACUCCAAGACCAGGUGUGGGCGUGGGUGGUGGUGUUGGAGGAACUGCCAUUGAGCGCACUGACGUACCAGUGGGCACAGGGAUACCUAUCGCAGGCAAACCAGCAGAGGAUUCAUCUCUAGAACCCAGUGGAACUCCCAUCCCAGAUCCCACACCUAUUGGCACAGAGGCCCCAGAGCCAGAGCCCAGUGCCACAGGAGUAACUGGAGUUGGGGCUGGGGUUCUUCAACCUAGUGUUGGUACAGGCCCAGCUCAGCCUGGUGUGGGUGUCGGAGCAGGUGGCAAAGCUCCUAAACCCCCUGGUGCAGGGGGAUACCCGUAUGGUGGUUAUGGACAGGCAGGACAACUCCGGUAUGGUCAAGGUUAUGGACAGGGUGCUGGUGGAUAUCCCUAUGGAGGAGGACAUGGAAAUCCAUACGGAGCAGGAGCUGGACAACUUCCUGGAGCCAAGCCCCUGAAACCUCCAGUUGUGGGAGGAGCAGGUGGUGUGGCUGGAGGAGCAGGUAUCCCUCUUACUGGAGCAGGUGGUGGUGCAGGGGGAUACCCGUAUGGUUAUGGUCAAGGUGGUUAUGGACAGGGACAGGGUGUGAGGUAUCCCACUGGUGUUGGUCUGGGGGCAGGAGCAGGUCAAAAAGCACCCAAACCCCCAGGUUAUGGUAACCUAGGUGCUGGUGGUGCUGGUUAUAAUCCAGGUGCUGGUGCGGUCCCAGGUUACGGCGGUGGCUACCCACAACAACAGGGUUACCCACAGCAAGGUGGCAGCUACCCACAACAACCCUACCCAGGAGCAUAUGGAGCAGGCCAGACGGCACCACUGACUCCUCAACAAGCCAAAGCAGCCAAGUAUGGCCCACUCCAGGGCUUCCUUGGUGGAGCAGGAGGAGGAGGCUACAGACCAGGAGGAGUUGCUGCUGGAUGCCAAAGCAAAUACUGUGGAAGGCAGAAGUAGAGGAUGUUCUUCAGAAGAAGUUGAACCUCAAGAAACAAUGGUGCUACUGCAUGAUCUAGAAUGUACAUUUUAUAUGCACAAAAUCCCCCAUUACAGUAUGUAAAGAUAUGUUGUACUUUAUUUGACUCAAUAUAUUUUUUAUACAAACCCACCGACCCAGACUUUUGCACACAUUUGAUGUGACUUAGUGUUUUUGAUUGUGCCUUUAUCAUUGUUCAUUGUGUUCAUCAGCUCUUACUGACAUGUCUGCGAUGCUCCCUUUUAGUAGUUACCAAGUGUUUGUAUGUGCAUGCAUGUGUGUGGGCGUGGAUGUGUGGCUGUGUGUCUCUCUAUGUGCUUGUGAGUUUUCACAUGUUGCCAGAGAUGUUUGGGUAUAUAGGAGAAUAUGAAAGAUUAUCCAACUAGAGCCAUUCAGCAUGCUUUUAAUGCAGAGAAGUGCUCCAAGUCAAAACCAGCACCAUUCCUGUAACUGUACAUCCCUCUCCAUGUGCUUAGUGUCUGUGUGUACCAAAGUUGGAGAUCUUCACAUACUGACAUCUCAAACCAAGGGUUGAGCUUCAAGAGGUGUGGUUGGUAAAGUGCUGAUAAACUUUGGCCAUGUAUCUUCAGAACUGCCUCCUCUGGCUUUCUAUCAUCUCUGCUGCUAUUUAUAGCCCUGGGUGAAAUAGCAGUGGCAUAGCGCGUGUGUGUGGGCACAGGUUUCACAGUCCAUCUGCCAUCAGCAACUUUGACUAUAUUUUAAGUGCCAUGGUGUAAGUAGCCUUCUUGCCUUGAUUUCUGACAAACUUGGGAAGUAUGAAGAGCAGGUGUUGCUCUGAAUGUGAUAAAGCUGAUGACAAUCAAUCCAAAGGUGUUCAAAAGAUUUGUAGGUGAUAUCUUCAGUGAUAUUCAUAUCAUACAUUGUGUUGGUUUGUACCCAAGUCCUUUCAAAUGGUGUGUUUUGUUUUUUAAAUGAUUUGUAUGUUUUAAGUUUUACAAACAUGUAAAAGUAAAACUGAAAUCCUUUCGAUACUGCUCUGGCAUGUCUUGUACGUUAUGUAUGUAUGUAUUGAACAUUUUGUUUUAUUAAUUACUUAUCAUUUUUCUGGUGUCCAAGAUUAAGUGCCUAGAAUGUUAUGCAUAUCUGUAAUCAAUCUAGUUUCACAUGCAGUUAUAGUUUCAUUUAUGCAAAUUGUCGCUCAUUAUUCAAGUUUCAAAUGUUUCCGCUCAUGAAAGUAGACUAUCACCAUAUUUGUGUAAUCUUGAAUAAGGCAAAAAAUGUUUGUUAAAAAAAAAUAUAUAUUUGGGUAAUGCAUUUAAUCACUGUUGAGAAUUUUAAUAUGUGUCUGUGUGUAGGCUAUAGCCCCUAGUCUGUGUAAAUUGUGAGAGUGAGCUCCCAUUUCACUCUUUACUUGAGUUAGUUACAGUUGAAUAAGACUCACUAGACAUUACUGACCAAAGAUUGAUUCGCUCUGUUAUAAAGUUACACUACGAUGUCUCUUUAGGGAUUGUGUGUACUGUAUGUUGUAGUAAUUGCCCUAGGUUAUCAUGACUCUCACUCGCUUCAGUUUUUGUAGCCUACUCGUGAGGCUUUUUCUGAACUGUGUGUGAGCCGCUCCUCUGCCGUGCGGUGGGAUAGUAUUCAUCUUAUUUAAAUGGAAAAAGGAGGAACGAUGGGGUUUUGCACUUUUAUAUUUUCAUGACGCACAUGUGACUUGUUCCCGGUAAUCCCGGCAUUUUAUUUGCUUAAGUAAAAUAACGAAAUAAAAUGGUUAAUAAAUACA
This is a messenger RNA of Salmo salar (Atlantic salmon), 5153 nucleotides long. It is a transcript of the gene elna, whose product is annotated as elastin a. Lineage: Eukaryota; Metazoa; Chordata; Actinopteri; Salmoniformes; Salmonidae. The record is from RefSeq and is a predicted model, not a curated record. Gene Ontology annotation, molecular function: extracellular matrix structural constituent.